Diatraea saccharalis (sugarcane borer) is the source of this 1456-nucleotide messenger RNA. The record is from the annotation of a GenBank genome assembly. Lineage: Eukaryota; Metazoa; Arthropoda; Insecta; Lepidoptera; Crambidae.
GUUCUUUUCCCUGCGAUUUGCUUUACUUGAAAGAGCCUUGAACUUUCUUAAAAUUUAAAAAUACUCAAUAAAAAAUGUUUACGAAAAAUUUAUCAACUAUGAUUACACGUAAUGCUUCAACAGUUUUCAGAAACCAAGAUAUUAUACGAAAUUUUUCGAUAUCAUCAGUCAAACGUGACAUUGUGAAAAUCCAAAGCACUGAAGAUUUUAAAGCUAAAGUUAUAAACAGUAAAGUUCCAGUCGUCGUCGAUUUUUUUGCAACAUGGUGCAAUCCAUGUAGGCUUUUGACUCCUCGUUUGGAAUCGAUUAUCAGUGAGAAUAAAGGGAAAAUAGUUUUAGCUAAAGUUGAUAUUGAUGAACAAACUGACUUGGCUCUGGACUAUGAAGUUAGCUCUGUGCCUGUAUUGGUUAUUAUCAAAGAUGGAAAAGUACAGCAACGCUUAGUUGGUUUACAAGAUACUGACAAAUUACGCAAGUGGAUAGAACAACAUACAAUUGAGGAAACUAAAGCAGAAAUAAAAGCUUAAAUUAUUUAAUGUGCUCGGGAGUACAAUAUGUUUAAUGAAAGUAUUGUUACUGUAAAUUUGUAGUUGGUAAAAAUAAAAGUAUAAGAGUAGUUUAAACUUUAUUCUUGCAAAAAUUGUAUCAAGUCCCUAGCUCUCUUGUAUACUGCUUCAGAUGGUUUUUUUAGCUCAUUCUCAGUCACUUCAUUUUCUUCUUCAUUUUUGUCUACACUUGUUUGUGAUUCUGUCCAGUCAUCCAUCUGUUUAAUAAUCUUGUUUGCAUCAUCUAACAACAUAUUCCUAAUAUUGCCUUUUGCAGAUUCAAAAUAUUCUAAAAGUAAAGACCAUGAUUCUUUUGGUACUAAAUUUUCGGAAAAUUUAUUCUUAUACAGCCAAACCUGUUUGGCUUUCAUAAAUUUCCAAUUUUGUCGAUGGUAUUUCCACUGAGAUAGGUAAUUUAAACAUUCUGAUUUUGUUUGUUCCUUGGCUGCAGCUAAACUUUCUGCUUGACGUUGUGCAAACUUUUCUCUCUUGAUUUGUCUAAUCGAUUUAUUUUUAUUGGACUGAACUGUAGAAUUGUCUGGUUUAUUCUUCUUUUUUUUCUUUUUCUUAGGUCCUUUAUUAUCUUCAUCUUCAAUUUCCAAACCUUCAGCAUCUGCAGAUACGUCUUUUGUAUCAUAAACUCUUUUUUUCUGAACUGUAGAAUUGUCCGAUUUAUUCUUCUUCUUUUUUUUGGAUCCAUUAUUAUCUUGAUCUUCAUCUUCUAUUUCCAAGCCUCCAACUUCUACAGAUACUUCUUUUUUAUCAUCUAACAUUUUCGAAUGUCUCUUUUUUCGUUUUUUUAUAUUACUUUCUCCUACCAUUAUAAUUUAUGACCUGUAUUGAAAAAUAUAACCCAAAACACAAAGAUAACCUAUAAUCUCGAAUCUUUCGGUCACAUUACACAGUUUAAU